Sander lucioperca (pikeperch) is the source of this 6836-nucleotide messenger RNA. RefSeq names its product protein MTSS 1. Gene Ontology annotation, cellular component: cytoplasmic side of plasma membrane; actin cytoskeleton. The coding region runs from base 384 to 2765 and encodes 793 amino acids. Gene Ontology annotation, molecular function: actin binding; phospholipid binding. The record is from RefSeq and is a predicted model, not a curated record. Gene Ontology annotation, biological process: adherens junction maintenance; plasma membrane organization; positive regulation of actin filament bundle assembly. The transcript has 16 exons. NCBI's taxonomy places the organism in Eukaryota, Metazoa, Chordata, Actinopteri, Perciformes, Percidae.
CCCGUGCCUAGCGUCUCCUCUCCUUCAGCAGAGCCAGCCAGUGCGGAGCAGCUCGCGGUGGAAAGUUGAGCCUCUCCCCCGGUAGUGUCGUGCUGUCUCCCGCUGUCAGUCAGUUCUUCUCUCCCCCGUGCUCCAACAUGCUUCCCCACCUGCAGACAACAACAUGGGAUGUAUCCGCUCCGAGUGGAAACUAACCGCCGGCUCUGCUGCUGCUUGUGUCCGUGUUCUGGUCUCUUUCAGCCGGGGAAACUGCCCUGCAGCGCGACUCUGAGCGUUUUUAUCAACCGCCGCCACUUUUAAGUCAUUUGUUCCCCGCCGCUGUCAUUUAUGGACCACAGGAGCUCCGAGUGAGUGUUUGUAAAUUCCCGUUCACGCAGCCGAAGAUGGAGACGGUGAUGGAGAGGGAGUGCAGCGCGCUGGGGGGGCUUUUCCAGACUGUCAUAGGAGACAUGAAGGGCAGUUCUCCAAUCUGGGACGACUUCAUCAGCAAGGCCAGCAAGCUACAGUCACAGCUCAGGACGACGGUCGUCGCGGUAGCAGCCUUCCUGGAUGCCUUUCAGAAGGUGGCCGACAUGGCGACCAACAGCCGAGGAGGGACCAGGGACAUCGGUUCAGCCCUCACCAGGAUGUGCAUGAGGCACCGCAGCAUCGAGGCCAAACUCCGCCAGUUCUCCAUGGUGUUUCUGGACUGUCUGAUCAACCCUCUACAGGAGCAGAUGGAGGAGUGGAAGAGAGUAGCCAACACUCUGGACAAAGACCACGCCAAAGAGUACAAGAAGGCCCGUCAGGAGAUCAAGAAGAGAUCCUCAGACACUUUGAAGCUGCAGAAGAAAGCAAAGAAAGCUGAUGUUUUUGGCCGCGGGGACCUCCAGCCUCAGCUGGACAGCGCCAUGCAGGACGUCAGUGAUAAAUACCUGCUGCUGGAGGAGACGGAGAAGCAGGCGGUGCGGAAGGCGCUGGUGGAGGAGAGGAGUCGCUUCUGCUGCUUUGUCUCCAUGCUGAAGCCUGUCGUGGAGGAAGAGAUGUCCAUGCUGGGAGAGAUCACUCACCUCCAGACUCUGACAGACGACUUAAAGACUCUGACAAUGGAUCCACACAAGCUGCCGGCCUCCAGCGAGCAGGUCAUCGUAGACCUGAAGGGCUCUGAGUGCACCUGGUCCUACCAAACUCCGCCCUCGUCACCGAGCACCACCGUAUCCAGGAAAUCAAGCAUGUGCAGCAGCCUGAACAGUGUGAACAGCAGCGACUCUCGCUCCAGCGGCUCACACUGCCACUCCCCCACCUCCCAUUUCCGUUACCGAGCCUCCUCCUCCUCUUCCUCGGUGCUCCCCCAGCAGACGCCGGCUCGCCUCUCCUCCAUCUCCUCCCACGACUCUGGCUUCAUCUCCCAGGACGCCUUCCAGUCCAAAUCCCCCUCGCCCAUGCCGCCGGAGAGCUCACAGUCGUGUGUCUCUCCUUUACCCGAGGAGCCUUCCUCUUCCUCCUCUUCCUCACCCGCUCACAGCGAGCCCCACUCUGGGCUACAACAGUUGUCGAAUGGUUUUGACCAUCACGCUGCCCUCUGUCUGCACGGAGUGGUACUGCAGGCCCAGGACCCCCACCUCCACUCUCCAUUCUUCACCUCCUCCUCCACCACCACCACCACCACCACCACUUCUCCCAUCUAUUCGCCCUCCUAUUCGUCUGUUUCCCCCACGUGGCCGUGGUCUCGUUCAGGCUCCGGCCAAUCAGGAGAGUUCCUGCCUCUCGGAUUGAUCCCGUCAUCCAGAGUCCCGUCCUGGAAGGACUGGGCCAAACCGGGUCCUUAUGACCAGUCAGUGGUCAACACCCUGAAGAGGAGCAGGGACAGGAGAGACACUACAGAUCCCAGCAGCCACCACGGCGCCGACAUCUCCACACCAGGGGAUGAACCGCAAGGGGUUAAAGGAAGCCACUCUGUGACAUCGCCCAGAGAGGACAGGGAGGCCCACGAGGAGUUGGCCCGAGCGCUGGCCCGAGGCCUCCAGCUGGACAUCCACGGCUCCAGCAGAGACUCCCUGCAGGGCUCCAGCGGCUACAGCAGCCAGACCAACACACCCUGCUGCUCAGAAGACACCAUCCCAUCACAAGUGUCAGACUGUGACUACUACUCCGUGGGAGUGGAUCAGGAAGGCGAGCACCAGCAGUCUUCCGACUUUGAUAAAUCCUCCACCAUCCCCAGAAACAGCGACAUCGGUCAGUCUUACCGCCGCAUGUUCCAGUCCAAACGCCCGGCCUCCACUGCUGGGCUGCCCUCCAACCCCUCUGCCAUAAUCACCCCGGGGGUCGCCACCAUCCGACGGACGCCAUCCUCCAAACCGAACCUGCGACGGCCCUCUGGGGGCCUUAGCUUGGGCCCCAUCCCCAUCAAGCCCCCCAUGAUCCCAGUCAAGACUCCCACUGUGCCUGAGCAUCCCGGUUUCCCCAGCAGGGCAGCAUCAGAGGAUGGCAACACACCACGAACCCCGCUCAGCCCCCCGACCACCCCUUUGUCACCAGGCAGCAGCGGGCCACUGUCACCGAGGUCUGGCUCCUGGGAGACCCAGCACCAGAGCGAGGGUUCGGAUCUUCCCACCCCACCACCGCAGCCCAGUGGUCGCGUGUCAGAGUGGGAGCGCCAGCCUCUGCCGGAGCUCCUGGAGGAGACAGAAUAUAGCGAGGUGGAGGAUUUUCUGGUGGCUAUCCGAAGAGGCGUCAGGCUCAAGAGAACGUCGACCAAUGACCGAUCGGCGCCAAGUAUUCACUGAGACUAAAAGGGUUUGGUUUUGACUUGAGCCAUUUUGCGUCCCUGGCUGCAUUUCAGCUAAUAUGCUCUUGAAGGGACACAAAAUGGUUAUUCACAAGUAAACGCCUAUGACAUCAAAUGGAUGCCGAGGAUAGGAAGAAGUUGCCCGGAGACUCUGAUAAAGGAUCAGUUUUAAAAAUUACCUAACACGACUUUGAAAGGAUAUUUGAUCAUGGUCAUUACAGAAAUGCUAAAUUAAACCUUUUGGCCAAAGAGAAAUUGUUUAAAUGAGGGAUGACAAUCCCUCCAUUUGUGGUUUUGACCGUUUGUGAAUGUUGGUAGAGUUUUGGGUAUCAGUCCGUAUGUACAUAGUUUGAAAAUCUCUUUUCUGAACUGAUACAAAGUAAAGGGAAUCUAUCAAACUUUUUGUCCAGAUAUAAAAGUCAUCCAACAACAAUGUAUAUCGUUCGUAAAGUGUCAUGGACUUGUUCAGGCCAAGAAUUUCCCACAGUGCCAACAAUGUAUCGCUUGGGAAACUGACGAAAGAAACCUGCAGCCUCUUACAAGUUGAAAACUGUCAGUGUUGCACUUGAGCAAGGCCAGUUCAGUUCCCUUCUGAUGUUACUACUGGGAGCACUGGUGCUGAUCCGAGAUGAGUUCACCUGGGCAACUUCAGUAUAUAGAUAAGAGCAAAGGUGUAAAAGGACAUCCUUGGCAAACACGUUGUACAAGGUCACUCUUGUAGCAGAAACAAAUGAAAGAUGAAUUAAAUGUUAAUGUGUGUAGUAUUGGGAAGAAGUAACAAAUAGAUGACAUAGGGGGACAAUUCUGGAAGGAUUGAUGGAGUAUUUUCAAAAGAUCAAAUCAUUAUUUCUAUGUACAUAUUUAUAUUUUGAUGUGUUUGUACGUUUUGUUUGUCAUACGAUCCUUUUACAUCCCCGUAGUCUCCCAUUUCCACUAAAAUGGUGCCAAAAGCCUGUGUGCUGAAUUUAACUCAAAUAUUCUGUAUUUAAUUGAUAUUAUGCUGGAUUUUAGUUUUUCUCUGUGAAAACAUAGACGGGGUGUGCGAUUAAGACAGACUGAAAGAAAAACUGAGCUUCUAAGCAAACUGAAAGAGUAUUUGUUUGGGCAGUAUAUAGAAGGUUGGCAUUUACGACUAAGUCGGUAAAGUUAUUAAUACCACAUAAAGUAGAUUGACCUGCAUGUUCUUAAAGUUCGCCCCAAUAUAAACAAUCGUUUUGGCUGUUAAAUGUAUAAGACCGUUAGGCCCAUAAUAUCCCAGCAGUGGAUAUUAACAGUGUCAACAGUAGCGGACCAGGAACUGCGGAUGCCUACAACGUGAUGUCUGCUGUUAGCUGUACCAAAAACAAUGCCCUGUCUUUGAUCCUCCAAACUGAAAAUCAAAGAUAUUGUAAGGGAUAUUGGAUCAGUAUUUAUUUACUUAAUCAUUUUGUAAUUUGGUUUUUAUUGUUACAUUCUUUUUUACAGCCUUUAUUUUCUGUAAAGCACUUUAAAUGUUUUGAAAAAAAAAAAAUCUAAAAUGGACGAAUAUCAACACGAGACAAAGAAACCGAACGAAAGUGAAUAAUUUGUGUUUCUGCCCCAUGAUUCGGAUCCACUCCAAAAUGUAAUGGGUUCUUUCCUUGGCCCAUGCUACACCCUUCUACCAAGGUUCAGGAAAACUGGGGCAGUAGUUUUUCCGUUAUUCUGUUGACAGACAGACAGACCGAGCUGAAACAUAACCUGCUUCGUGGACUAUUAACUUUUGUUAAGUACUCCUGCAGACAGACAUUAUUUUACUUUGUUGGCCUCCAGGUUCACUUAACCCUCGGUCCCUGUUGAUGUUGCUAAUCUACCAACUAUGUAGCAACUGUGUGUUAGCAUACACUUCCAAAUCCAUGGUAGUAAUAGAGGUUGUUAUUACAGGUUCCGUGUUACUACUUAGCUAUAUUAAUUGGAGUAAUGUGGAUUAGUGCAUUGGUCUGUUGUAGUGAAGCCAGUGUGCUGAUGGCGAGUUGUAUUUAGUUAGCACAGAUGUAAACGGUUGUGGACGAGUCAAAGCUUCAGUGUUGGGACUGUGUGCUGCAGUUAAUCUGAUUACUUUAAUGAAUUAAACGGACUAAAACAAGCAGUAUGAAUUUUGCCAUUUUCUAAACAUAAUGAUUAAGAAAAGACAUGUCAUAUUAAUGGAUAAUGAAAAUCAUUUUUAGCAUACUAAAAUGAAAAUCCAGAGACUGUUAGUUCACUUUCCCAAUACAGGCACAACUAAAAAGUGUAAUUUUUUUGGAAAGGGAACAGUAUGUAAACUGGUCCGAAAUCUAGCUUGAUUUAGUCCUAACCUGUCUAUGCUCACUAGCCAUCAAACACCAACUGUUCAGUACAGUUUUUCAGGUGGUUUAACACUCUGGCAGCCAAGUAUGGAGGUCUUCAGCUCUCUAGCAUGAUUACAUUUGGUUGUCUCACAACAAUUCAAAGGACGUUUCACAAUUUUCAAGUUUAAAAAGUUUAGCUUACCAUCAAUUUAACUUAAAUUUUAUCAUUUGGACACUAGCUAAUGUACAGCCCUUAUUACAUUUACUCAAGUACCUAUACUUAAAGAGAUAUUUUGCUGAUUUAAAUCCAGCUCUGUUAUGGCAGUGUGUACAAAUGAAUUAUGUUAACACAAAGAUGACACAGAGCUGGAAAAUUGGCAAAGUAUAUGUUUACGUAAAGUACAAGUGCUGAAAAGUUGUACUUGUAUUUCCAUUUUAUCCAACUUUUUAGCCUAUAUAUUGUACUUUGUUACUUCAUUACAUUUAUCUGACAAUAUUAGGUACUUUGCUGAUUCAGAUUAAUAAUACAAAAAUAGUAUCAUAUCAUCAGUAUAUAAAUAUUUCUGCCCGGCAGCAACCAGAUCAGUCAGAUUUAUGUUUCUGACCAUUUCUACAGAUGUUUAACAACCAGGUUUUUCAGCUAGCGGAGAGCCAAAUCUCAACUAUAUGGACCUCCAUUAUGGCGCCAGAUGAGGCUAACAGAUUUGUGACCCAACUGAAAAUCCUCUAUUAGCUGCAUUCCCUGCUGUGCACUGAUAUUCAUGUACAACUGCGACAAAUAUAUAAAACUGUAAUAGCUUGUAAUUACUAAAUGUCGAAUAGCCCAAUGAGUUAAAAAUCAAACUUGUGUUUGAGGGUAAUUAGCGUAACAAGCUGUAAUAGACAAACUUCCCUGUUGCUACUAAAUAAUUACUGUUAAUAGGGUGUCAUCACAAGUUAAAUUAUUUCUGUAUUUAUUCAAUUAACCCAUUUAAUUUGUGGCUUUACGCGUUUCUAAACUCCCAACUGUCCUGUUGAGCGCUGAAAAACAUAUUAACAAAUAUAUUUAUUAUGCAUGUUGGCUUUUCUUAGUUGAACAACAGUCUUUUUUUCUACUGGAACUAAAAACAUUUCCUCAGUUGGUCUGCUUCUAGUGGACCAGAAUGCAUUUUAGAUGCCGUCCACGAUCUAACAUGUUAAUGUUUCUGAUUUUGUGUGACAGCAGUUUGACACCCUGUAUGAUGACUAAAGCCUGUCUGUUUUAUAUCUGUUCGUUCAUUUUCCAGUGCAGGUUAACAAAUACAAUCAUGUAGCUGAUGCGAUAACAAGCGUAUGAAGCUGAAUGUUGGAGCCUGUGAGGACUCAGUGCGUGUCAUGCGAACACACAUACUUAGGAUUAGGAAAGUGAUUAUUAGGAGUCACAUCUUUUAGUAACAGAAAAUCAUUUGCUCAAUUAUGUCGAACAUUUUAAAGAACAUCUGGUCAGAAAACUCAAGUCAUUCUACACACAAGGUAGAUAAGAAAACAAUCACUAGACCAGUCCUCAGUGUGUGUGGAAGCCAUUUUUGUCUCUGAGCUGUAGGUAAAGCAGCUGUCAGUGUGUCCCUGCCCUUUAACAUUUAGGCGUUACUUUGAGACAAGUUGCCAAAUGUCCUACAGUAUAUGCUAAAUGUUGCCCUGGGUUUUUUUCUUUUAUUGUAUUUUAUUCUCAUUAAGGUGUUUUUCCAAUCUGGUUGAAGUUGUCACCUGAUGCAGCUACUUUAUCUCCAUGUAAAUCUUUAAAAUAAAAAUAACUGAAAUGA